This is a messenger RNA of Cadophora gregata, 3746 nucleotides long. RefSeq lists its product as uncharacterized. The record is from RefSeq and is a predicted model, not a curated record. NCBI's taxonomy places the organism in Eukaryota, Fungi, Ascomycota, Leotiomycetes, Helotiales, Ploettnerulaceae. Bases 1472 to 3682 code for a protein of 736 amino acids. The transcript has 4 exons.
UUUCCUUGUCCAGCCCCCGGCACCUGUCUAUCGAGCUCGUCUGGUGAAGUAAACACAGUCAAGUGCAGCUGGAUUUCUAAGAAUAUAAUACUUAGUCCAGCUAAGGCCACCAGGACUAGCCCGCGAGCCACCAGAACUGUCCCUAAGCCUGUCUCGGAACCUAGCGAGACCGUCCAUAAGGUAGAACACAACACAACAACCGUUGUGUUUGUUCGGCCACUUCGACUUCGUGACCUUGUUGUUCCAAGCAAGUACUGACCUCGUUCCCUUACUUUAUUGUAAGUUACCAGAGAGCGUGAGUAGUGGUUGAGAUGCGAGAACGACUUUAGCCUGCGGAUGCGGCAUCUUCGCCGGCUCCGCCGCUUCCCUGUCAUGUCAUGUCUUGUCUUGUCUUGACUUCCAUUGUCUUGCCCUGCCUGGCCCUAAGUUGCUGCUCGGGAGUCGAGUGCAGCACCCAUAUCCAUAUCCAUAUCCAUAUCCAUCCCAACCCUUCCCAACCCUGCCAACCCUGCCCUGCCAUGCCCCGUCCUGCACUGGCCGCUCGCCGCCCGCUGCCCCUGAACUAUCGCCUCGACUCGACACACCUCGCCCUCGCUCGCUGGGUACUGUGCCGUAACGUCAAGUCAACCUGCACUGCACCGCACCACUACGCUACUGUCUGUGAUGCCCAGCCGUCUUCGUGACACAACACAGGCCCAUCGCCAUCGGCAUCGCGAUCGAACCCAGGCCCUCGCAAUGUUGAAUUAUUGAUUGCUGGAGCAUUUGCUCCUCGAAUAGAACACAUAUUGUGGCUUUCUAGCUUUCUCCUCACUUGCCGAGGUCCUCUUCCCAGAUUGUCGCCGAGACGAGACCCUCUCAGGGGUCGCCUCGAUACCCACAGUCAAGGCUCUUGACAGAACAGAACACAACACUUGCACCACACCGCACCGCACCGCACCGCUCCACUCCAGACAGAUGCCUCCACAGAUCUUUUGAUGCUCUAGCUCCGUGUACACUACUGUACUACACUCAUAUCCACAUCCACAUCCACAUCCACAUCCAGAUCCUGGCCCGCGCCUGUUAUGCUCCACUGCCCAAGCGUCUUACACGCUAUUCCCGAGACCUGACCUCAGUCAAGCCACUUCCUCUCUCCGCCGGCCGGGCGUGGCUUCUGCUAUCGUUCCAUACCGGGUUGUAGCUCCAAAGAAAGUAGCAGGCCUCUGUUAAUACCAGUUUGGAGCAGGCUGCAUAACGCUUAUUAUUGAAGCUCAUCCGGCUUCUUAUGUUAUGACAAGAGACGAAUUUGCUGUGUUUAACUACUUCCAGAGUCGCUUCUGUGGACAGCAUCUUGCUGCAGCAGCAAAAAAACGAUACUGGGAUCAUUUGGAGCUCACCAACGGAGCUUAGUGGGGGGUUUUCCUAUCAAGGCCGGCACGAGCACUUGUCCGUUUCCAACGCCAUAUUUCUCUGGAAGGAUCGAUUUUCACGCACAAUGUUCUCAGUCAGCAGCGAACAUAUGAGCAGCGACUCUCACGCCAGUCGAUUCGACAAAGCCGAAAAUUUCGAAUCCGACGUUGAUUCGGACACACCAAAGAGUCUGGCCUUCGCGCAAGAGACGGCAACCUCUCGUACUAUUCUCUACCCUGUGCGCUCCUUCAAGACCUUUGUUCUGGCUCUAUCGGCAUCUAUCGCUGUUCUUAUCUGGCUAUUUGCCGAAUGUGUGCCAUCUAUUGAGUGGCAGACAGUGGUAUCUUCACCAACAUUUGAUCUCGUCAAAUAUGCAGUCCCUGCGCCUUCCGCAACGGCAUCGCCUUCGAGCGUCCUGGAGGUCUUCCAAGUGUACCAACCUGUCCUCACCCCAUCUGGCAUAGUCGAUGAGACUGUUCUUCAAGAUGAAUCAGAGAACGUGGCAACCAUCGCUCAAACAGCAGCGCCUAGCAGUUGCGAGAAUCUUCUGAUGGAGCAUUCUUUUGGCUUCAGUUAUGGAAUUCCAUUUGUCGGAAAUUAUACGCCUCCCAGUUGCAAGUUCAAUCGCGUUACUAUGAACUUCACGGUCACCUCCAGAGGACGUCAGUUUGACAGACUCGCCCUAAUGUACUUUGGCGACACUGAGGUGUGGCGGACUUCUACCGCAGAGCCCACAGUCAAUGGUAUCCGUUGGGAGUACAUCAAGGACAUGUCAGAGUACUUAUACUUCUGGAACUCGCCUCAGACCAUCAUAUUUGACCUCGGAAAUCUGAUAAACGAUAUCUACACGGGUCCAUUCAACACAACACUUUCUGCGACGUUCUUCAUGAGCCAAGAUACCGUUGACCCGGCUUCGUUAAUCAUCCCCAUCUCGGCGAGAAAGGGUGCGGCAAAUGCUGCAAGUGUGUUUACAUUGCCCACCGACAACGCAACCAAUACUAUCAUAUUUCCAAGAAACGCCAAUCGUGCGGUCUUCUCGGUUUCAGCUUGCGGACAAGCGACCGAGGAGUUCUGGUGGAGCAAUGCUCUGCAGUCGGAUGUCAAUACAUUUAUACCCGUUGUUGGGACGCUGUAUGGGUAUUCUCCUUUCCGUGAGGUCCAAGUUUUGAUCGACGGCCAACUUGCCGGUGUACAUUGGCCCUUCCCUGUCAUCUUUACAGGAGGCGUUGUUCCUGGCUUAUGGCGGCCCAUCGUUGGAAUUGAUGCAUUCGACCUAAGGGAACAUGAAAUCGACAUUACACCUUGGCUACCUACACUCUCGGAUGGCAGAGAACAUACUUUUGAGAUCCGGGUGGUUGGUAUUGUGGAUGAUGGAAAAAGUGGCGGCUCAUUGACCGACUCCGUCGGUAAUAGUUGGCUAGUGACCGGAAAGGUCUUUGUAUGGCUCGACAGCGACUCAAAGUCAAUAACGACCGGAAAGGCACCAACUACGCAUCUCCCGAAACCAAUAAUUAGCCUUUCACAAUCGCUAACACAGAACUCUACUGGCGCAAACGAGACUUUGGUCUACACCACGGAUGUCAAACGAACCAUCUCGGUAUCAGCUCAGGUCACCACGCAGAACAAGACAUUUCUUUCAACAUGGACGCAAUCGCUUUCUGUCACCAACUACGGUAAAUAUAUUGCAUUUGGAGCCGUGCAGCAAAACAACCAUACAACAUCGGGACUAGACAAAUCAACAGGAGGAACACUUUACAGCUCAUCAUACAAGUACCCGCUAUACGCCAACAGCAGUUACAUCGUACAGCCUGGCGGCAACUUCACCAUAGCAGCAGAGCUCAUGUUGGGCCUCGAUCUGUCUACUCACGGUAGACCCGUAUUUCCAACUGGACUUCAACCCUUUGCUCAGCUACCCCGCACUGCACCUCUCGUAUCCGGAUUCUCAGGGACUUCUCUGAGCACUAGACAGAAUGGUACGGCAUUCUAUUUCGGUGCCCCGUCUGUUGGUGUAAGCAGUGGGUUUGGAAGCACCGCCCAGGAAUUUACGUUCAGGGGGCUGGAUUUGAGUGGAGCUGUUGCGGACCGAGAGCUUUAUUAUCGGAGCGUGGAGGCUGUCAAUUCCACUGUUGUAAGGGAUUUUGAGAGUCUGAUUGGCACCGAGGUCCGAAGCUACGACGUACCUGUCCAUAAUGUUGGAAAGCCACAGCUAAUCAAGGGUACUGUGAGUCCCAAGGCAGCCAUUGGGAGGGGGGCCGGGGCGCCCAAGCAGUUACUUGUGCAAGCUGGUGCCACAUGAAGAUAGAGGUGGGGGUUGGCAAUUGCGGCGGGGCCAGUUAAUGGUGUGUUCUUUUCUUGACAUU